Messenger RNA from Helobdella robusta, 1260 nucleotides. RefSeq lists its product as hypothetical. The coding region runs from base 1 to 1260 and encodes 419 amino acids. The record is from RefSeq and is a predicted model, not a curated record. The transcript has a single exon. Gene Ontology annotation, biological process: mRNA export from nucleus; mRNA splicing, via spliceosome. Gene Ontology annotation, molecular function: RNA helicase activity; RNA binding; ATP binding. NCBI's taxonomy places the organism in Eukaryota, Metazoa, Annelida, Clitellata, Rhynchobdellida, Glossiphoniidae.
AUGUCUGCCAAUGUGAUCGAUGUUGAAAAUCUUUGCGACUUUGACGAUUUCGAAGAGCAGGUUGAAAUAUUCGAAAACGCCAAACAUCAUGACAACGGCAACCAUGUCUCCGUCCACAGUUCUGGAUUCAGAGACUUCCUACUGAAACCAGAACUCCUUUGCGCAAUCAGCGAUUGUGGAUUUGAACAUCCAUCGGAGAUUCAACUGGAAAGUAUACCUCAAGCUAUUCUUGGCCUGGAUGUCGUUUGCCAAGGAAAGUCAGGCACAGGCAAAACAGCUAUCUUUGUCUUGGCAACUCUACAGCAGCUGGAAGUGGAAGACAGUAGAGUAAGAGUUCUGGUGAUCUGUCACACCAGAGAACUAGCAUUUCAAAUUAGCAAAGAGUACGAACGAUUCAGCAAACACAUGAAAAACGUACGGACAGCUGUUUUCAUAGGAGGGAGAUCGAUUUCCAAAGAUGAGGAGACAUCGAAACAGAAACGUCCUCACAUCGUCGUCGGUACGCCAGGCAGAAUAUUGACCCUGGUAAGGAGUCGCCAUUUACAUUUGAAGCAUUUACAUCAGUUUGUCGUAGAUGAAUGCGACAAAAUGUUGAACCAGUUAGAUAUGAGGAAAGAUAUCCAGGAAAUCUUCUCUAGAACUCCACCCCACAAACAAGUCAUGAUGUUCUCGGCAACAUUUUCCGACGAAACUAAAGCCAUCUGCAAAAAAUUUAUGAACGAUCCAGUGGAGUUCUAUGUUGAAGAAAAACAGUUGACGCUCAAAGGCUUACAACAACAUUUUAUCAGCCUGCAUGAACAUCAAAAAAAUAGAAAACUAAUAGAACUGUUGGAUGCACUGGAUUAUAACCAAGUCAUCAUCUUUCUGAAAUCGGUUCACAGAUGCAUUUUUUUGUGCGAGCUACUUAACGAGCAAAACCUUCCAGUAACUGCGAUACAUCGAUCCAUGAAGCAAAACGAAAGACUGAGACUCUACCAGCGGUUUAAAAACUUCGAAAGUAGGAUCUUGGUGACAACGAACUUAUUCGGCAGAGGAAUUGACAUAGAGCGGGUCAACGUUGUCAUCAACUACGACGUGCCGGAAAAUGCCGACACAUAUCUCCACAGGGUGGCCCGCGCCGGCAGGUUCGACACGAAAGGAUUGGCAGUCACAUUCCUGGCCAACAAAAGCGAUGCUGAAAUUUUGAACGAAGUGCAGGAGAAAUUUGAAGUUUCCAUCAGUAAGAUGCCUGAUAACACCGAUCAGGCCCUGUACAUUUGA